Mytilus trossulus (common blue mussel) is the source of this 1949-nucleotide messenger RNA. Its product is annotated as E3 ubiquitin-protein ligase TRIM45-like. The record is from RefSeq and is a predicted model, not a curated record. The transcript has a single exon. Bases 24 to 1559 code for a protein of 511 amino acids. NCBI's taxonomy places the organism in Eukaryota, Metazoa, Mollusca, Bivalvia, Mytilida, Mytilidae. Gene Ontology annotation, molecular function: zinc ion binding.
AGUUUAUAGUCUACGUUUUUAUAAUGGCGACUGCAAAGGACAACAAUGAUAAUUUUGAGGAUUUAUUAACUUGUACCAUAUGUUUAGAGACAUUUGCAGUACCCAAAUAUUUACCUUGUCUCCAUACGUUUUGCAAGACAUGCAUAAAUACCUACAUUCUGUCUUCCGUGGACAAGGGAAAAACUGGAUCCACAUUUAAGUGUCCGAUAUGUCGACAGGAUGUUUUGAUGGAAGAGUCAACGGGUAAUCUGGAGACGUGGGCCGAACAACUACCAGGUAACCAUUUUGUUACAUCAAUGAUGGAUAGACAGGAAAUUCGAAAAAACGAAAAAAUGUGUGAUUCGUGUAAGGUUAACAAUCAAUCAGAAAAGGCGAGGUCUUUGUGCACAGUUUGCGAUGAGGCGUUUUGCAGUUCUUGCGAAACAUACCACAAAUCAUUUAAGAUUUCUGCAAAACACCCGAUCAUAUCACUAAAGGACAUUGAAACUAAUAACGGAAUAGAAAUCGUGCCUUCGUUGAUAUUUUGCGAAGAACAUUCAGGGGAGGUAAUAAAGGCCUACUGUGUUGACCAUUCUAAACCAAUAUGUACAUUAUGUGCCACUUUAUCGCACAGGAAAUGUGAUGACGUAAUCACAAUCGAGAAGGCAGUUUCAGGCAUAAAAAAAUCUCAUAAAGCGAUGGAAUUGUCUACAGAACUUAAUGAUACGAGUAAACAAAUGUCCAAUUUGAUACGCGACAGAAAAAAACAUUUGACCGAUUUUGAAAAAGAGGUGGAAGCUAUUCUUACAAAGGUCAGUACCAUGAAAAAUAACAUUAUUGAGCAUCUGAACAAAAUUGAAGAACAAGUCAAUGACGAAAUAAUCAAAUCAAAGAAAGAAACAGUCCUGAAACUUUCUGAAGAGUCAACAGAUCUUGAAAGUCUGAAGAGUACGGUUGAUAACUGGAUUGCUAUAUAUGAUACGUGUUUACAUCAUGGGUCCGAACUGCAAUGUUUACUGGAAAUCAAUAGAAUUAGCGAAAAUAAUGAAAAAUUCGUUGAAGCAUUUAACAAAGGUAUGAGCGAAAUUAAGAAUAUUUCUAUGCAUUUACAAGCUAAUGAUAUAGCAGAAAAUUUUGCAAAACGAGUCACAAUUAUAGGUGAGGUUAAACUAGUUGAAACCAGCACAAAAUUUCCAAAACUAUCGUUGGGGAAAACAAUAAACUUUCACACUGGAAAUAUUAAUGUAAUAAAAUGUAUUGACUUAAAUGCACAGACUGUAUAUCUAAGUGGUCUUUUUUUGAAAGAUGUAUUUAUCUUUACAAACGGUCACUCGUAUAAAUUAUUGAAAUUGAGUCACAAUGGAGACAUUCUCUCCGAACUGAAGCUAUCAGCCAAACCAUACGAUAUAGCUCUAAUAAAAGGAACAAGAGCUGGAGUUUCGAGCAAUUCGAAAACAAUUUUUAUCAUCAACACGCAGGAUAUGACGCUGUGCCACAAAGUUGCAUUCACAUAUCCAGUUCAUGGAUUCUGUCAUGUUAACGGGGAAUUUAUUCUUGCAAGUAGCCCUGCUAUAACCUAGAUUUGCUCUUCGACUGGUGUCAAAAACGAAGAAGCUAUAACAAACGGGGGCAGCAUUUUUAUAUUUGCAAAACACCGGAGUGAUUAUAUUUGUUCGGAUGGGAUAAGCACAGUGUCCAGAACUGUAAAUAAGACAAAGGUAUUUUCUUACACAAAUGAUAAAAUGAAACACGCGAGAGGUAUAGACGUAGACUGUGAUGAGAAUUUUUAUAUUUGUGCAUACUUUUCUGGUAAUAUUCAUCAAAUAACAAAAAAUGGUAAGCUGGUAAGAAUUAUUCCAGCUAAGAGUAUCGGAAUACAUCAACCAUGGGUUAUACGUUUCAAGAAAAAUAGCAACCAGUUCUUUGUUACAUGCUAUAAAACGGGGAAAGUUGUCGUGUGCGAAAUAAUU